This is a messenger RNA of Dromaius novaehollandiae (emu), 3240 nucleotides long. RefSeq names its product kinesin-like protein KIF19. The transcript is spliced from 18 exons. Gene Ontology annotation, biological process: microtubule-based movement. Lineage: Eukaryota; Metazoa; Chordata; Aves; Casuariiformes; Dromaiidae. Gene Ontology annotation, molecular function: microtubule motor activity; microtubule binding; ATP binding. The record is from RefSeq and is a predicted model, not a curated record.
AUGCAGGAACAGCAGCUAAUGGUGGCCCUUCGCAUUCGUCCCAUCAGCAAAGCCGAGGAGGAAGAGGGAGCUGCUGUCGCAGCCCGCCGGGCAGGUGAGCAGAUGGUUGUGCUGAUGGACCCAAGUGAAGAUCCAGAUGACAUCUUGCGAGCUAACAGAUCCCGAGAAAAAGCAUUUGUAUUCAAUAUGGUUUUUGACCACACAGCAUCCCAGGAAGAAGUAUAUGUGUCCACAACCAAAAGCCUGAUAAAAGGAGUUAUUUCUGGCUACAAUGCAACCAUUUUUGCCUAUGGUCCAACAGGUAAGGUAGUCCCUGUAGUUGUACUGCUCCAGAUGGAUAAAAUAGAUCUGUAUGAACUAAUCUAUAAUGAAGUGAUCCGUGACCUCCUGAACCCAUCAUCUGGGUUCUUAGACCUGAGAGAGGACUCCAGAGGGAGCAUCCAGAUUGCAGGAAUUACAGAAGUCUCCACUACCAAUGCUCAGGAGAUCAUGCAACCGCUAAUGAAAGGAAAUAAGCAACGCACUCAGGAACCUACUGCUGUCAACAAGACGUCCUCCCGUUCGCAUGCGGUGCUGCAGGUGACAGUGACGCAGAAAAGCCGAAGGAAGGAGGUCAGCGAGGAAGUGCGAACAGGAAGGCUCUUCAUGGUCGAUUUGGCAGGGGCAGAGAGAGCGGCCCAGACCCAGAAUCCGGGCAAGGGAAUGAAGGAAGGAGCCCACAUCAACCGCUUGCUGCUGGCUCUGGGCAACUGCAUCAACGCUUUGAGUGAGAAGGGGGGGAGUCGGGCCCAGUUUGUCAAUUUUCGAGAUAGCAAACUCACACGCUUGUUGAAGGACUCAUGAGGGGGGAACAUCAGGACUGUUAUGAUUGCACAUAUCAGCCCAGCCAGUACCUGCUUUGAAGAAUAUCGAACAACCUUGAUCUAUGCUUACAGAGCAAAAAACAUCAAGACACAGGUAAAAUGUAACCUGCAGAACAUCUCCCACCACAUUGACCAGUACACCAGCAUCAUCGCAGACCUCCGCAGGGAGACGGAGCGUCUGAAGGCAAGGAUUGAAAACCAGAAGGAGACAAGUGCAGUCAGCUCUCACCCCAGGGAAGUGCAAGCAGAGAUGUACCAGGACUCUGAGGCACACAGUCGGCAAGAAACGAACAAGCUGCGGGCGCAGCUGACUAGGGCUUUCAGGGAGCAAAGGGAGUUGUGCCGCAGCUUGAUGGAGCUGGAAAACACCAACACUGCGCUGCAGGUUGAUACCUGCAGGCACCUGCUAACAAUCGCAGACUGGGAAAGAAAGAAGACGCAGCAUGUGUGCAAAUCUGACGAGCUGGCGAAGGAGAAGAAAGAUGAAAACAUGCAGGAGGAAGACAGAGAAGUGGAGGGCACAGAUUCACCCAAGCCUCAUGAAGUCAUGGUGGCAAGAGAAGAGAUAAACCUGCUGCUGGCAGAACAGCGCAGAACGGCUGCCCUGAAGUUAGGGCUGGAGCAGCACUUAGCAAAUGCCAAGAAAAAAGCUUCCCAGAUGGAGAAGAUUUUACCCAGACAAAUCACCAGUGAGGAUCUGUGGGAGGUUCUGAGACUCCUCUGUAGAGCCCAUGAGCUUGAGGUCGGCAACACAGAGCUGCAGGCAAAUGCACUGUACAAGGAGAGUCUAUUGUGCCAGAAAGACUUUGUGAUCCAGCGACUGCAGCAGCACACGUUGCUCUGUGAAGAAAUUAUUCAGCAGCAGCAGACACUGAUAAAAGUCCAGGACAUCCCUGUCCCAGAGACACUGGCAAAGCUGCACUGCCUGCACUCCUCUGAGCUGGAGGAGGGGACGCUGAACCGCCUGCUUCCGCUACAUUCAGCGAUGUCCAGCACGCCGAGGCCCCAAGACAGCCCUUUUCUGAAUCUAACUCCUCAUGUGGAUCUAAAUAAAGAUGAGGCCAGAAAGGGUCUACCUGGGAACAUGAAGGAUCUUCCCUGGAGAGGGAAGUUGGAUAUUCCCUCCAUUAACCUGGAGUCAGACAGUGACAGUUACAGAUCACCUAAAACUACACCCUGUAGGAAAGAGCGCAGUCUGGAUGCUCAUCUCAGCCCAACUUUCUCCUGUUCGUCCAAAAACCAAGUUCAGCAGAUCUCAAAAGCUAAGCACUGGACUCCCUCAAGCCCCAGUAUGGAUAAUGCUCAUGAGAACCACCUUCCCCCAGCUAGACUCUUCCAGCUGUCAAAGGCUGCUGGUAGCUCACUCACCACCACGAAGGUCAAGCUACCUGUCAGCCACCAUUCAGAGGGGAAUCCAUUACAGGUGCUGCCAAUAGAUAAUACUUCUUCAAGCACUGCUCAGCAGAGCAAUGCUGAUCAUGCCAAAAGACAGGUCCCACAGAAGCAAGUCAAAGGGCCUGCAGAUGGUGCCAGCAGCCGGCAGAAGCAGCAGUCAGUCACAGCCUUGAGGAACCAGCUGAAAACGAAAUAAAUCACCAGGGGGAGCAGGAUUCUCUGUGGGCCCCAAAGGAUGGUAAUUUUGAGGUUGUUGGAAGUUGGGAAGUGGGUGCAAGGGAGUGGUUUUUAGCUUCUGUGCUGUGAUGCUGAAAACAGGGGGGGAAGGUUAGCAGAGGGGAGUGGCUUCUUAAACCUUGUAGAUGUCUCCUUCCAUACGCUGACCACAAGUAUUUUUCCUCCGUACUGUGCUCUAGCUGUUAGUUUCAGUUUAAGACACAUAGGGUGUUAACAGAGUCCAAGAGAGGAGGAAAACCUCAUUUUCCCAGCAGUGUUGUCCUCCCAGAAGGUGUCAGCAUAGAGUCCACAUCGCCUUCUUCCCAGGGCAAAUGCAUGGAUGACACCUAUGCAUCCAAAAGGCACACUGAUUACUAAAGCCAAAUGUAAAUGCCCUAGAACUACCUUCCCCUUUCUUUCCUGCUGUUUGUCUGUUGCUGUGAACCUGGGAGGUGUAAUGCAGAUCUGGGAUGCCAUUUUGGUGAGCAGAUGUUUGACUGCAAGCAGCCAGAGACUGCUCUAAGUUCUUUUGCAUGUAAAGAGCACUUCAGAUGGGGCUGCAGCAGGGAGAAGAGGCACGGUAAUGGGUGAAGGCCCCGUUCUGAACUAGCCAGGAGGUGAAUAGAGGGCAUGUGUUUUUCUUUCUCAGAAAAAGAGCAUCUCCAGUCUUGUUCUUUUAGGGACUUUUUUUUUUUUAAGGUAUUAUUUUUCCUGCUUUUUAAAUAUGCCUCAAAUAAAGUGGGUCGUGAUCAUACCAGUGAAUGCA